Molecule: messenger RNA, 2037 nt
Organism: Portunus trituberculatus (swimming crab)
Lineage: Eukaryota; Metazoa; Arthropoda; Malacostraca; Decapoda; Portunidae
Product: sodium-coupled monocarboxylate transporter 1-like
Exons: 9
Coding region: 190-1689 (499 amino acids)
Biological process (GO): transmembrane transport; sodium ion transport
Cellular component (GO): membrane
Molecular function (GO): symporter activity
Source: RefSeq, a predicted model, not a curated record
CGGUAAGAAUGAUGGAUCCAUAUUAUCAUUAAUCGGUGGUAUAUAAAUAAGAAUACCUCAGUUUGACGUCCAGUGGUGCAAGGACACUACCACCUUCACUGCUCCCGCUCCCCAGAGAAAGACUAACAUUCUAACCAGUGUGCGUUGGUAGUCACUUGACGGUGUCUGCAGGCAAGGAAAUCACUGAAAAUGGUAAGAACACCCUUCAGCUUAGGCCACCAGACGGAGGCGACAACGGAGAGUUACGGAGCCACAGAAGCCUCCACCACGGGUUAUGCCUCGGAGAGUUACGGAGCCACAGAAGCCUCCACCACGGGUUAUGCCUCGGAGCAUAAGUUCAACCCCGCGGACUGGGCAGUGUUCUCGCUGUUGCUGGUGGGGUCAGUGGGCAUAGGUGUGGUCAGCGCCGUCAGGAGCAGGAGAAAAACCACCACUCAAGAAUUCCUCCUUGGAGGAAAGAAUAUGCCACCAGUAGCAGUCGCCAUCUCCCUUUUGGGCGGUAUAAUUUCAGCCAUCUCCAUUCUAGGUAACCCAACCGAGAUCUAUUUGCACGGCACGCAGAUCACCAUCUCCCUGUUGGGCGCCAUACCGGCUACAGUCAUCAUUAACAAGAUCCUAAUUCCAGUUUUCUAUAACCUCAAUCUGGUUUCUCUUAAUGAGUACAUUGAGCUGCGUUACAAGAGCGUCGUCUUACGAAAGUUGGCCACCCUGGUGACUCUGCUGACGUUUUCUGUAUACGUGGGAUUGUGCCUGUACGCUCCCUCGCUGGCCCUCUCCACUGUCACCAGCCUCUCCACUUUGAACUCCAUGAUUAUCAUGGGCGCCAUCGUCACCUUCUACAUCACCAUCGGCGGAGUCAAGGCGGUGGUGUACACUGACGUGCUCCAGACGUUGCUCAUGUUCGGGGGCGUGUUCGCCGUGGUGGUGAUGUGCUGCAUUGACUUAGGAGGCGUCAGGGAGGUGUGGACGAUAGCGGAGCGUGGCGGAAGACUUGAGUUUUUCAACAUGGACCCCAGCCCUUACGUCCGCCACACCUUCUGGUCCACCUUCACCUUGGGAUUUUUCUUCAUCAUAAAUGUAAUCGGUCUGAAUCAGACAACCUUCCAACGUUUUGCUUCCGUGAGAACAUUGGAAAUUUCAAAAGGAUUGUCUUGGUUCUUCCUGUUUGGACUGUGGUGUCUCUGGUGCCUCUUCUUCUUCUCCGGCCUGGUCGCCUACGCCGUCUACAAUACGUGCGACCCUUACACCUCAGAGAAGAUCAGCAAACCAGAUCAGAUCAUUCCCUUCCUGGUAACCGACAAACUAGGACACAUUCCCGGAAUGGCAGGUCUCUUCGUGGCGUCUGUGUACGGCGGGGUGCUUAGCACACUUUCCUCCACGGGAAACUCUGCGGCCUGCCUCAUAUGGGAGGACUUUCUCAAACCUUUUCCCUACUUUUCGAGCCUCAGUGAGUCCUCAGCCACCUGCGUGAUCAAGAUCUUAUCCUCUUUCACCGGCGUAAUGGCAGUCAGUCUGGGGAUGGUUAUGGGCAAGCUGGGAAACCUAUUUCACGUUGUGGUGAGCAUAACCAGUGCCAUCACCGGGCCCCUCUCCGGCGUGUUUCUGGCUGGUAUCCUGCUUCCUUGGGUUGAUAAAAAGGGUGCGCUUUUGGCUUUCUGGUAUCCCUCUCCUACAAUAUGUGGAUGGUGAUCGGCAAGUUCAUAAGAGGCAGUGGACACCCAGAAAAGUUGCCGCUUUCCAUGGCCACUUGUGGGGUUUCUUCAACACCACCCUGGAGGAUCUCGUCCACACCACCACGGCCUCCUCUUCUCUAUACUCCACCACAGUCCCUACCACGCUCGGCAUGGAAGAGUAUGUAAUGAGUGGUAUCAUUCACAGUGCUUAUGAUAUCUGCUGAGUGAGAUUAUGGUGACUGUUUUUGGGAAGAUCGAAUAACUUCUUACCAUAAAGUAAACUUAGAAAUAUUGCACAAAUUACCAAAUAACUAUCCCUUCUUCUUCACUGACACUCAACUGUCUCCCUCUUCUUCAACGAACA